Molecule: messenger RNA, 3572 nt
Organism: Polypterus senegalus (gray bichir)
Lineage: Eukaryota; Metazoa; Chordata; Cladistia; Polypteriformes; Polypteridae
Product: integrin alpha-X-like
Exons: 30
Coding region: 21-3488 (1155 amino acids)
Biological process (GO): cell-matrix adhesion; integrin-mediated signaling pathway; cell adhesion mediated by integrin
Cellular component (GO): external side of plasma membrane; integrin complex
Molecular function (GO): integrin binding
Source: RefSeq, a predicted model, not a curated record
CCAUCAUAGCCUCAGGGAACAUGAAGUCCGUCCUCCUCCUGCUGGCCUCGUUUUCUGCAGCCUGGCUGCCUUCACACACUUUCAACCUGGAAACAGAGAAGAGCCACAUGUUCCAGACGGGAGCCGAGUGGUUUGGACAUCAAGUUCUGCAGAUGGACUCGGGUGGCACGUGGGUGGCGGUCAGCUCCCCGCUGGAGGACAACAAGAAUGGGAAAAUCUACCAGUGCAGCUAUAAUAACAUGCAGUGUUCUGCCUUGGAAAUUACAGGCACUAAGCAGACUGAACGGUGGGCCAUGGGGAUGUCACUCGUCAGCAGUUCAAAGCAGCUUGUGGGCUGUGGGCCCCACUAUGAGCACCUGUGUGGGAAAAACAUGUACCUGAAUGGCGUCUGCUACCGCUUUGACAGAGAGCUUCAGACUACGGCAUCGAGGAACAUCACCCCUGGGUACCAAGAAUGCACCGUCAGAGGCAUCGACAUUGUAUUUCUUAUCGAUGGAUCAGGCAGCGUUUUAGGUCCCGACUUUCAGAACAUGAAGGUGUUUAUGAUGCAGAUCAUCAAUAAAUUCUCGGGGAGGAACACCAACUUCGCCGUUGUCCAGUUCUCAUCUUCCACAAGAGUUGAGUUUAACUUCAGGCAAUACUUGUCUUCAAGCUCUCCCAAUAUCCUCAUCAAUGCCAUUGUCCAAAUGUCUAGAGGAACCAACACAGUCUCGGGAAUGAGAUAUGUUGUGGACAAUAUAUUUGCUCCCAGUACUGGAUCACGAACCGAUGCCACCAAAAUCCUCAUUACCAUAACAGACGGAGAGUCCCAAGAGAAGAAGUUUGAAGAAGUUACCCGCAGAGCCGAUGCUAAGAAUAUCAUCCGCUAUGCCAUUGGGGUAGGGGGUGCAUUUGCACAUCAAGGGCCUCGGAAUGAACUUAACACAAUCGCCUCGUCACCCAACAACGUAUUCCGAGUGGACGACUUCAACGCCCUGAAUGGAAUCCAGAGUCAGCUGGAAGAGAGAAUCUUUUCUAUUGAAGGAACCCAGAAGGACACGCUGGCCAGCUCCUUUCAGCUGGAGUUGUCCCAGGGAGGAUUCAGCCUGUUUGCUAACUCGGAUGGAUCAGUGCUCUAUGGUGCUGUAGGUUCUUAUGACUGGUCUGGGGGUUUCUUUGAAGAAAAUGGUCACAUCCUGAAGUUCUUCAACAUGUCUUCCCACAGCAGAGAUAUGAAAGGGUCCUACUUGGGGUACACCAUCGAAGAUGCCACCGUGAGUGGAGCGACUUAUUACUUUGUAGGGGCUCCUCGCUACAAACACAAAGGAGCAGUGGUGGUGUUCCAACGUCACAAAAUGACAGCCACAUACACACUGGAGGGAGAGCAGAUUGGUUCCUACUUUGGGGCAGUCAUUUGCUCGGUUGACCUGAACAAAAACGGAGAGACCGACCUGCUACUGAUCUCCGCUCCAAUGUACCAGAGCCCUGGAAAGGGAGGCCAAGUGUUUGUGUACAAGUUCAGUUCUAUCACUAAAAGGUUUGCUUUGUCAGACACUCUGAAUGGAAUGGAAGGACAACCUGACUCGCGGUUUGGUGCAAGCAUCGCUGAAAUCUCUGACCUCAACGGCGAUGGAAUAACCGAUGUGGCUGUGGGAGCCCCUCUUGAAAAUGACGGUCGGGGAAGUGUCUACAUCUUCAAUGGCGGGGCUGUGGGACUGAGAUCCUGUAGUCAAAGAAUUGAAGCAGCGCAACUCUCCGGUAACUUGAGAUUAUUUGGCCACUCCCUGCAUGGAAUUCUGGACCUGACAGGAGAUCAAAUGCCAGAUCUGACCAUUGGCUCGAAAGGCAAUGUCGUGGUUCUCCGAUCAAGACCAGUGCUUGGGGUUGAAGUGACGGCAGCUUUCCAGCCUGAGAUAAUUAAUACCAAAGAUGAAGACUGUGCCAGAGAGUCCAAACACAAGAUGACGUUGUGCUUCAUAGUGACUAAGGUCACCAAAGACAAUGCAGCCAAUCUGUCUGCAACCAUCACAUAUAACCUGACGCUGGACUCAGUGAGACAAAGAUUUAGGGCGCAUUUCACUCCAGGCAAUCGACAAAUGAACAGUGCUUUCAAGGCCGGAGUCGGGAGAACAUGCAAGGAACACAACAUAAUCAUACCUAACUGUCCUGAUGACUUCCUCAUUGCCAUCACAAAUGAGCUGAUCUUCACCAUGGUGGGCGAGCCAAUCCCAUCAGCGUCAGGACUACAGCCUGUCUUGGACAUGGACUCCAAAACCAAACUCCUCUUCCCACUGAGCUUUGAGAAAAACUGCGGUCCAGACCAAGAAUGCAUUGACUUCCUUCAGCUGAGCUUCAAUACCACUGGGGAUUCUUUUCUUGGUGUGGGCAUCUCUCCCAUUUUAAACCUGACGGUCUCGAUCCAGAACGAUAACGAGGAUUCCUACAACACGGUGGUGACAUUCACUUAUCCUUCAGGUUUAUCUUAUCGGCGGGCCACUGUGCUUCAGGCAGACAGAAGGAUGACAGUUCACUGUGACUCAACACCAGGAAAGGAAGGCGACGUGAUGAUGUCCAGUUCGUGUGCAAUUAACAAGCCAGUGUUCAGGGCGGGUGCCAAGGCUCUCUUUAUAGCCACAUUCGAUGUUGCACAGAAUGCUGAAUUCAACAGAGUUGUGAACAUUUCUGCACUUGCCACAAGCGAGAAUAAGGUGCACCAGGGCAAUGAGAGAUUCUACAGUAUGGAAAUUCCUGUGAAAUAUGCCAUCAACAUCCUUGUGAAGAACAAGAUCCAGGAAACAACAAGGUACAUCAACUUUUCCAUGGGACAAGACGACAUAACCCAGGCAGUGGAGCACGUAUACGAGGUGGAGAAUACAGGAUUAAGGGAGGUCUCCUUCACUGCUGUUCUGAAAAUUCCGAUCCGACUACAAGACAAGGAGCUGUGGAGCAGUCUGGCAACCCAACAAAAAACCAGUUGUACCGAGACCCUAGAGACACCCCGAACAAUCACUGCUGCGGAGCUAAAGAAGAUGAUGAAGAAGGACACAAAAGUGGACUGCACUAUCGCUGUCUGUAAGGUCUUGACCUGCCCCUUUGAAAACCUGGAAAUUCGGAAGCCAGUUACAUUGAGGAUGGUUGGAAACAUGACCUCAGCCUGGACUGGUCAGACCAAACAAAAAAGGCUGCAGGUGAACAGUGCCGCUUCACUCAAUUUUGAUGAGAACCUGUACAUCCAUCUCUUUACCACAGCACAGCACCGCUAUACCCAUAGCCAGGCGACUACCGAGAUCGAACUAUACGAGGAGGUCAACAUCCUACCACUGGUGUUAGGUGGUGGCAUUGGAGGGCUUCUUCUGCUGGCAAUCGUAGUGGCUGUCCUCUAUAAGGUGGGAUUCUUCAAACGACAAUACCAAGACCUCAUGAAUGAGGCCAACAACAGCACCGACAACAUGGCUGCCGCAACUGAGAAUGAAAACUUCGGGCAAGUUCAGGAAGAGAGAGCAGCUUAAAAUUAGCUGCUGCUUGUUGCUCACCAGCUAAGAAAGGCAUUGUAUGCACAUUUUUGCACAAUAAAAAUGCUGAUCCUUCUCCAA